This is a messenger RNA of Betta splendens (Siamese fighting fish), 1388 nucleotides long. Its product is annotated as motile sperm domain-containing protein 1-like. The record is from RefSeq and is a predicted model, not a curated record. Gene Ontology annotation, cellular component: cytoplasm. Bases 203 to 985 code for a protein of 260 amino acids. The transcript is spliced from 6 exons. NCBI's taxonomy places the organism in Eukaryota, Metazoa, Chordata, Actinopteri, Anabantiformes, Osphronemidae.
GUCGUCUCCAAUAGAAAUCCGGAAUUGUCUCUUUCUGCACACUGAUUGGACGAGCGGUUUGCCGGGGUGGGACCUGGCAAACGCUAGAGCUUUACGAGGAAGUGGUGACGGCUAGGGCGGUGGCUGUGACAUCACACCGCAGACCGUCCAAUGACAGCACUCGGAUCAUGGCUGUGGGUGGGACACCACGCAGGGCGGAUCAAUGAGGAGGAGGGACAACCAUGACAAAGUGGGACGGGGCGGGAAGGCGCUGCAGCCGGCGGAAAGGAGAGAGGACAGGGAGCAUGCUGUGAGGGAUGAAACAGUGGGUGAGACAGGGGGUGCUGUGGCCCUGCUGCCUGUCUUCCUGUUCCCCACAGAGCUGGUGUUCUACUCUGAACAGAGGAGCUCCCACCGCAGAGUGUUGACACUGUACAACCCCUACAGCUUCAGCAUCAGCUUCAAGAUGCUUUGUACUGCUCCCUCGCUCUACAGAGUGGUGGAGGCAGAGGGCAGCGUUCGAGCCAAGUCAUGCAUUGACCUGGUGGUGCGUCACCUGGACGUCUCCCUGCAAAACCUGGGUCGCAAAGAUCAGUUCCGCAUGGAGGUCAGAGGAGGAGGCCAGGUGGGAGUCAGAGAGAUCUGGGCUGAGCUAAAAGGAGGAGAUGAGGGAGGAGAGGAGGAAGAUGAAGAGGAGAAGAGGAGGAAACAAGGAGGCAAGAGGGAGAAGAGGAGGAUAGAGAGACAUCAGAGGGCACUGUCGGCUCUGUCUCCUCUGCUGGUGCCAACACAAACACGCCUACAGUUGCCAACCUGUACAGCUGUGCGCAGUGUGUCUCAGGGGGUGCUGUGUGUGUUGUUGGCAUUGUUGUGUGUUACAGUGUUGAUGCUCCCCCUUCAAACUGAGAGAAGCUCGCUGGUUCCACGCUGGCUGCACGUCUCCACCAAUCAGAAGCUGGCCUGCGCCUACACACUGGGUCUUCUUACCGUGAUGUUUCUACGGUAAUACUCCUGUUGCUGCCGCCUCUGAUUUAAAACUGCGUCUAGCCACCAUGGUAACUGCAGACAUCAAUCGCCUGACCUCUGACCUCAGAGCCCCAUCCACGUUGGGACCACACAGAAACAGACUGUGUUCAUUAUCUCAGCACACACAGGAAUGUAGUCCAACAGUUGAAUGAGGACAUGAAGUCUUGGUCCGAUUAGAUUGUUAAUCAGCACAGACUGGCCGCUCGUAGCUUCUGCUCAGGUAUUAGAGCAGAAUCAGUCUUGAAUGUCACAAGGUGGUUAAGGUAGAGAUGGUUGUUUAUCUGUGUUAACAUUUUUUUAUUGUUAUCGGCCUUUAAAGGAGAAACAUGCAUCAUCAGAUGAACCUGUUUAACCAAUCUGAAUAAAGUGUUGCUUUGACAGCA